UAAACACAAAGCUGAUCAAACGGUCUAUUUGAAGAGUUUGACAUUGCAUCAUCUUCAAUUAAGUAGAAGAAAGAGAGAGAGAUGAUGGCUGCGAAGCUUCAAAGAUGGCGAAAUCUGGCAGGUCGUCUAGAUCUGAUGGCUCGGAGAGAUGCUGUAUCGUCGAGACGAUUCCUGCACGAAGGUCCAGACACCGUGGAGGAGCUUCUCGAUAGACAUCUAGCGAAGAAAGAGAAACCAAUUAUCGACGACGAUGAGGCCGAGUUUUUGAAUAGACGGCGUCUGACGAGCACGCGCCGGGAAGCGCUGAGUUUGUACAGAGACAUAUUACGAGCGACGCGGUUCUUCACGUGGAUUGAUUCUAGGGGAAAUCUAUGGAGGGACGUGUUGAGAGAGAAUGCGAGGAAGGAGUUUGAAGCGGCUCGAUUUGAGACGGAUCCGGAGGUUAUCACAAGGCUUCUGAUCGGAGGAAGCGAUGCAGUUUCGGCUGCUUUAGAUAAGCUUGCGGAGAAGCAAAGGGAGAUGAUCGAGAAAAAACGCCGUGGUGAUCAACCCUGAAUGAUCCUUUUGAGUUUAAAGUGGAAUGCUUAUAGGCUUUCGUAAAUGGUUGCAAGAAGAAGAAGCUGAAAGAUUUUUGGUUUCAAAGAUCAGAUUGGGUUUGAUGCCAUUAGUGUUGUAAUUCACUUACACAUUUCGUUUGUGAAAUUAUCCUUCAUGUCAUUGUAGAGUUUGUAUACACUUUUACAAAGCUAUAAAACAAGGCUUUUGAU
Arabidopsis arenosa is the source of this 767-nucleotide messenger RNA. The record is from the annotation of a GenBank genome assembly. NCBI's taxonomy places the organism in Eukaryota, Viridiplantae, Streptophyta, Magnoliopsida, Brassicales, Brassicaceae.